GCAGCCAGAAUCGAUGUUUGCAUGUCGCAUUAAAGUCUUAAAGAAGUUUUACCUCCAAACUAUAAUUUCAAUUUAUUCAAAAAUAUUUGAUUAACGUUAAAUAUAGCGCUAGAAAUACGCGAUAACAGUGUGAACUAAUCGUAUUUAUUGACUGGUGAUAUUACGUAAAACGAUGGCUGCAAGUUCAGAGGAACGCAUCACAAAACUAAAAUCAUUGGGACUUAGUGACCAAAAGGCGAAAGAAACUGAGAAGAAUGCAGCCUUAAGUAAAACGAUUAUGACAGCUCUUUCAUUUGUACCUACCGAUCAUGAUUUUUACGAAGGCGAAGGUUUGCUAAUUUACCAAACGUGCACCAAGAUCAAGCAUCAAACUAUGCAUCAUCUCGAAUUUUUAAUGAAGAAUAUUCUGCAACGAAAAUUGGAUUCUGGAAUACGCGUUGAUGCCGCGUUGGAGUUUUUAUUGGCUAAUGGAACAACCAAAUCUAUCAACGUCGAGGAUUUCGAGAAAGCUUGUGGCGUUGGUGUUAUGGUUACGCCGGAAGAGAUUGACCAAGUCGUUGAUGCUGUGAUUACUCGAAACAAGGGAGCAAUCAUAGCUCAAAGGUAUCGUUUUAAUUUUGGUAAAUUGCUUUCUGAAAUACGUGGUCAACUAAGAUGGGCAGAUGGAAAAACUAUGAAAAAUGAAGUAGAUGUGCAAAUUUUCGACUUACUUGGUCCGAAAACUGAUGCGGAUUUUGCACCAUCAUCAAAAUCUGAGAAAAAAUCGAAAGGAGAGAAGGUGGUUCAUCAGAUCAAUAACAAUACACUAUACGAUUUGCAUUCCGAAUCCGCGUCAGAUGGUGCGAAAUCAAUUUCAGAGCUAAUGAAGUCAGUACAUUUUCACGCUCCAGGUGAUAACCAUAAAACUGAUGGUUAUGUAGUUACUAACAAAACCAACACUUUGCUGAUAGAGCAUUUGAAACGUACGGGUGGAUUUGUUCGAACCCGGUUUCCUCCCGAACCUAAUGGUAUACUGCACAUCGGUCAUGCUAAAGCCAUCAAUAUUAACUUUGGGUAUGCCAAUACAAAAAAUGGCAUUUGUUUCUUGCGUUACGACGACACAAAUCCAGAGAAAGAGGAAGAAAAGUUUUUCAUUGGCAUUAAGGAUAUGGUUGAAUGGCUUGGUUAUAAGCCUUACCAAAUAACACAUUCCUCAGAUUACUUCCAACAAUUGUAUGAGUGGGCAGUGCUGUUAAUUAAAAAGGGAUUAGCAUAUGUUUGUCACCAAACGGCAGAUGAGAUGAAAGGUUUUAAUCCAGAACCGUCCAAAUGGCGUAACCGUCCUAUUGAGGAAAAUGUGCAGCUGUUUGAAGACAUGAAGAUUGGCAAAAUCAACGAGGGCGCUGCAACACUACGUAUGAAGUUAACAUUAGAAGAGGGAAAAAUGGACCCCGUAGCCUACCGAAUCAAGUUCAUUCCCCAUCAUAGAACCGGAAGCGAUUGGUGUAUUUAUCCGACUUAUGACUAUACGCAUUGUCUUUGUGACAGUAUCGAAGACAUCACACAUUCGUUAUGUACUAAGGAAUUUCAGUCGCGACGAUCUUCUUACUAUUGGCUCUGCAAUGCAUUGGACAUUUAUUGCCCGGUCCAAUGGGAGUACGGCCGUCUGAACGUGAAUUACACUGUGGUUUCCAAACGGAAGAUUGCCAAGUUGAUCACCGAAGGAAUCGUCGAGGACUGGGAUGAUCCUAGGCUGUUUACAUUGACUGCAUUACGCCGUCGUGGUUUCCCAUCGGAAGCUAUCAACAACUUCUGUGCACAAAUGGGCGUUACUGCUGCUCAGAGCUCCGUUGAUCCUUCAGCUUUAGAGGCAAGCGUUCGUGAUAUGCUCAAUGUUACUGCUCCACGGGCUCUGGUCGUACUAGAGCCGCUUAAGGUCACGAUUUCUAACUUCCCACACAAAGAACCGUUGAAAAUGUCCGUUCUUAACUUUCCCAACAAUCCAGAGAAGGGAUCCCAUAACAUUUGGUUUGACAGAGUGUUAUAUAUUGAACGGUCGGAUUUUGAGGAAUAUCCGUUGAAGGGAUACCGCCGUUUAACGCCAACGCAAUCGGUGGGCUUACGGUACGCAGGGUUUGUUAUAAAAGUGGAAGAAGUGAUCAAAAACCAAAAUGGGACUUUAAAGGAAUUGAUCUGUGUUUGUGACAGCAGUGAGGCAACCGAGAAACCACAAGCCUUUAUACAAUGGGUAUCACAACCUACCGAGAUUGAAGUACGCUUGUACGAAAAACUAUUCAAACACAAAAACCCUGAAGACGUCAAUGAGGUACCGGGAGGAUUUUUGAAUGAUUGCAAUCUGGACUCAAUGAAAAUCAUUGCCGCUUACGCAGAUGCAUCUAUUAAAAAUGUUACGCCAUACGACAAAUAUCAAUUUGAAAGAAUCGGUUACUUUUCAGUGGAUCCAGAUACACGUGAAGGGCUUGUUGUGUUUAAUAGAACAGUAACAUUGAAGGAAGAUGCCGGAAAAAAAUUUAAAAAAAACUUUAUUUCUUGUAGUGACCUUUAAUAAUAAAUUAAUUGUCUUU
Messenger RNA from Ochlerotatus camptorhynchus, 2564 nucleotides. RefSeq names its product Glutaminyl-tRNA synthetase (gene GlnRS). The record is from RefSeq and is a predicted model, not a curated record. Bases 173 to 2545 code for a protein of 790 amino acids. Gene Ontology annotation, biological process: translation; glutaminyl-tRNA aminoacylation. The transcript is spliced from 3 exons. Gene Ontology annotation, molecular function: glutamine-tRNA ligase activity; ATP binding. Gene Ontology annotation, cellular component: cytosol; aminoacyl-tRNA synthetase multienzyme complex; cytoplasm. Lineage: Eukaryota; Metazoa; Arthropoda; Insecta; Diptera; Culicidae.